Molecule: messenger RNA, 1260 nt
Organism: Brettanomyces bruxellensis
Lineage: Eukaryota; Fungi; Ascomycota; Pichiomycetes; Pichiales; Pichiaceae
Exons: 1
Coding region: 1-1260 (419 amino acids)
Biological process (GO): phospholipid transport; mitochondrion organization
Cellular component (GO): ERMES complex; endoplasmic reticulum
Molecular function (GO): lipid binding
Source: RefSeq, a predicted model, not a curated record
AUGACUGAUUCGACCAAAGGAAUUUUGGAGUCAUCAUCGGUAAUUCCAAAGAAAACUAGGGAUGUGCCGCCUCCUACCUACUCGGAUGUGGAGAAAUAUUUAUCCAGUUUACUUCAAAAUAUGCAGCGUGAAGAACCUUACACACUCAGUUUGAAUCCCGAUGUACUUUCAAAUUUAAAGUCUGGUCUACCAUCAGGUUCUAAGGAUGUUGUUACAUACACCCCUGCUGUUGACCAUUCCUCAAAGAGUUUUACAAGAGGUUUUAUGCUUGGACAAUUAUCUGUUAUCAUAAUAAUAGUUAUUUUUAUAAGGUUUUUCAUCUUUUCCGAAGCUGAACCUGCUAAUUCAGAUAAAAAGCGUGUUCACCCGAAGAUAUCGGGAUUUGGCUCAGUAACUUAUCAAAAGGAAAUAAAAGGGUUGGGAGAUACUUUUCAAAAUAUUAUUAACAGUAUAUUGGAAAAAACAUAUUACGAUGUUGAUAAUCAUCAACCGGAAUCACUUGAUUGGUUUAAUGUGCUCUUAGCUCAAUUUAUCAUGCAAGUAAGAAGGGAAGCUUUAAUCAAGGAUAAUAUAUAUCAUUCUUUGGACAAAGCCUUCAACGACUCAAGUCUCGCCGAAUACACAGAUAAAAUAAACAUAACGGAGGUGAAUAUAGGAAACGAUUUCCCUAUAUUAAGUAACUGCAGGAUAAUCAACUCGAAUGGGAGAAUUCAAGCAAAAAUAGAUGUUGAUGUGAGUGAUACUUUAACUUUAGCGGCUGAAACCAGUUUUUUAAUUAAUAGCCCUAAACCAAUGACAGCAAGCCUUCCUGUUCAGCUAAAAGUUUCAAUAGUGAGAUUUAGUGGUUGUCUAACGCUUUCACUUGUCUCUAUAUCGGAUAAUUCUAUACUUCCUAAAGAUAAAGUGAAGCUGACCCAAGCAGAAAAACAACAGGAACUGUUAUCACAAAUUCACGAGAUUAGUGAGAUUGACUCUGCUGGAGUGUCGAGUGAAGAGAGAAAAACAGCAGUCAUAUUUUCAUUCGCGCCAGAUUUCCGGCUAGAAUUUGACAUUAAGUCACUGAUCGGAUCUAAGGCAAAAUUGGAGGAUAUGCCAAGAAUUAGGUCUAUAAUAGAAAAUGCCCUUCGCAAAUGGUUGAUCGACCGUUACAUCGAGCCGCGAUUUCACUUAAUUAGAAUACCGGGUAUAUGGUCUUCACAGAAAAAGAAGAAAAGCGAAGCAACCCCAGAAAAGGCGACCAAAAGCACAAACCAAAUAUAG